AUGAAUCUUAUUAAAGCAUCACAUCUUCUCAUACCACAUCUGUACUUGACAAAAGGUAUUCCUUCAAACUCACCUUCAGCAACGAGUAGCCCAUGUCAACAGAUUGAAACGGUGGGAAACGGUGGGAAACGGCGGGAAACGGCAUGGGGUCAAGGGCACAAACAAUUUGCUUGUGCCAAUUUGAGCAGUUUUGUCGGUGUAGAUGCUAGCUUCGGAGGAAGUGACGACCAAACUAAUGACCAUGCUGAUUUUACUGACGAGUUGAAGAAGUACUCACUGGAUUUUGUGUGCUAUAAUGAUGUAGAAGCUGCGAGGACAGUAGAAACGAGAACUGCUGACGAGACUGAUUUCGAAAAGGAGAAAAUGACGGCAGUAACUGAUGACGUAUUUUUUUUUGACGACGCUAUUGGUGUCAAGAACUCAUUGCAAUAG
Messenger RNA from Lodderomyces theae, 432 nucleotides. RefSeq lists its product as uncharacterized. The transcript has 2 exons. Lineage: Eukaryota; Fungi; Ascomycota; Pichiomycetes; Serinales; Debaryomycetaceae. The record is from RefSeq and is a predicted model, not a curated record. Bases 1 to 432 code for a protein of 143 amino acids.